GAGGAAACAGCUUGGGCAAGGUGUCAGUACGGCGUGAAUGCGCCACAAUGUACCAUCUUGCAGGCCGCGUGUGCGACGGUAGCCGCUCCGGAUGCUUACGAACCAGUCUCCAUAGGAGAAGGAGAUGAUGUAAUGACUUAUAUUGGCGCGAUGAACGGAUAUGCAAACCCGACCAACGAGAUGCUCAAAGAAGCCGAGAAGAUACUAGGCAAGGACAGACUGGUCGCUACAAUUAUCAGCGUUGGAUCCGGGAAAUUGGAUCUAAUCCAUCAACAAGGCUCUGUCAACGAUAUAUUGAAGCGAGCACUCUUGGAUACUGAGCGGAGAAGCGACAAGAGUACAAACUGCUGCAUAUUUAGAAGAGGAAACUAUCAACCAGAGGAUGGAUGGAGCGGUCAACUCACAUCUAAUUCCAUUCUAGACUCGAUUUCAAAAGUGGAGAUCAAAUAUCGACAGCGUCCAGGUGUCGUGACGUUCUUUGUAGGACGGCAAGAUAUAAUCGAUCGACUUUACGAAACACACAUACGAAAUGCUGUCCCUGAAGGUGACUAUCCUACCAUCAGCGUUUUAACCGGCCUCGGUGGUUCUGGCAAGACUCAAAUAGCAUUACGAUUCGCAAAGCAGUUCGAAGCAAUCUCAAAAGACCAACUCAAAGAGGAUUAUCAAGCUAUUAUCCGGUCCCGCGGUAUCGCGCAUCGAACCUCAACUUGGGAACACGCUCUUCAGUGGCUCGCUUAUACAGGCGAACCCUGGCUGAUUAUAGUCGACAAUGCGGAUGAUCCCAAUCUUGACCUACACCCAUUUAUGCCCAAAUGUCCCCGUAACCAUAUUAUUAUUACAACCCGAAAUGUCAAUAAAGGGUUGAUGGCCCGGACACACACCUAUCAUGUACAAGAAUUAGCUGCCGAUGACUCCGUCAAGCUAUUGCUUGGCGUAUCUGGCUAUGAUUUGAACGAGGUCAAUGAUGGGUACGCGAAGGCCAUAGUCAGUGCUUUGGGUCACCUUCCGCUUGCCAUAGCGCAGGCGGCAGGCUACAUCUACAAGCACAAAUGCCUUUCCAGCUACCUCAAAUUAUUUGAAGAAAGUAAAGAAAAGCUUUUAGCACAGAAAGUCAUGGAAUUGCCGCAUGGAUAUAACCUCUCUGUUGCGACUACUCUCGAAAUGUCCUUCGACAGACUCCCUCUUCGAUCCAGGCAAGCCCUGUGUAUACUGUCGUACCUCCACAACACCUCAAUUCCGCACAAGAUAAUUGAGAUCGCAUCUCAGAACAAAUUCUUCUAUGCAUCUGGCAAAGCGAGCGACGCAGAUACGGAGAAACUAGCCGAAACCAAGGCCGAGUCCGAAGCACUUUGCAAAAUCUUCUGUCCUGCAGAGAAAUGGUCGGAGGUGGAAUUUUAUGAGAUCAUUGAACCAUGUCUCCAGUAUUCACUUUUGCUACCCACGACGUCAGUGGACGAUCAAAAAUUCUAUUCGAUGCAUAUACUGGUCCAAUCUUGGUUACAGAUGCAGUCAACUCCUAACGCCCAGCAUUCAUCGAGACUGUUAGCGAAGAGAAUGUUGUUGGCAGUUGUUCAGGAGGGUGAACACUAUCAGUAUCUCAAACUUCAUCAGAUUCUUCUACCACACCUCAGAACAUUUGCUGGUCAAUCUCUGGGAGUUGCGACUGAUGAUGCUCUGAUGUACCAGGUACUGAGUGAUUGUCGGGAUGAUUCGACAGCAUUGGUACACAUAGCAUCAUACAUGGACUUGGUGAACAGUACAUUGGAACCGGAUGCUCCCGAGAGACUCAAAGCUCUUCGAGAUCUCACAUACGCCCGAGUAAUGACGGGUCGUCUUCACGAGGCUGUAAUAGCUGGAGAGGAAGCUGUAAGAUUAUGCAUGGAGUCUCUUGGAAGAGAUGCUCCGUGGACUUUGCAGUCGAAGCUCAACCUAGCUUCCGCCUACAGAUCCGUGGGGCAGUAUGAGGAUGCCCGGAAAAUUGAUGAAGAGGUGUUAGAGGAUAGUAAGAAGUUAUUGGGAACAGAGCACCCGGACACAUUGACAGCAAUGGGAAGUCUGUCAGAAGACUACACUUAUUUGGGAGAAUACAAAAAGGCUCUACAGUUGGAUGAAGAGACACUAGAAUUGCACAAGAGAUUAUUGGGACCAGAGCACCCGGACACUCUGGGCUCAAUGCACAAGUUGGCUGUGGAUUACGGGGAUUUAACAGAGUAUAAGAAGUCUCAGGAGCUGAAUGAAGAGACGUUGGCCUUGAUGAAGAAGGUAUUGGGAACGGAACACCCCAGUACCCUGACCUCAAUGGACAAUUUGGCGUUAGCUUACAGCAAUUUGAAGGAGCACGAGAAAGCUCGAGAGUUGAACGAAGAAACAUUGGCAUUACACAUGAAGGUCUUGGGACCGGAACACCCUAGUACCCUGAUUUGCAUGAGCAAUCUAGCCUUCUGCUACAACAGUUUAGAGGAGUACAGGAAAGCUCAAGAGUUGAACGAAGAAACAUUGGCAUUGCACGUGAAG
Acaulospora colombiana is the source of this 2514-nucleotide messenger RNA. The record is from the annotation of a GenBank genome assembly. NCBI's taxonomy places the organism in Eukaryota, Fungi, Glomeromycota, Glomeromycetes, Diversisporales, Acaulosporaceae.